CAAAAGUAUUUCUAAAACCAAAACAGGGUUUAUGCUGCAACAACAACACAAAGAGAGGUUUAUACAAAGACCCUAUACAAAAGAUGAAGUUAUUUGAGGUGAAACAAGCAUGGAGCAACCGCGUCAGAAUCGGAGCACUCGAAUUCGGAAACUGCUCCAUAGAAACCCCCGCUCUUCUCCUAUCAACUCGCAAAGGCCUCCCUCAUUUCACCCCUCCCGACCUUCUUCCUUCUCUUCCUUCUCCCGAUUCUCAUCUCCUUCAAGUUUCGCCGCUCCAUUUUUUGGAAGGACUUUCUCCGGCGACUAUAGCGAAAAUCGGAGGGAUUCAUAAGUUGAUUGGUUUGAAUGAUUAUGGAAUUGCUGCUGUUGCUAGGGAUUCUGUUCAUUCGCUUCCGGAAUCUAAAGGAGCUAACAAAUUUGGUGCUACUUUUGAGACUCCGUGUGGUAGGCUGUUGGUUAAACCUAAAGAUUAUCUUGUAAUGAUUUCUUGCAUGAGGCCAAAUAUAUGGGCUACUUUGGCUGAUGAAGUACCUGCUUGGGUGUCUGAUAAAAGGAACAAAACCUCGGUGGAUAGAACUUUGAGAUGGCUUGAUGAUUGCUUGGAAUUGGAUCCGGCUGUUGGAUCAGUCUUUGGUGCCAUAGUGGGAGGCCCAAGUUUGGAUGAAAGGAAACGAUGUACAGAGGAGGUAGCCAAGCGAAAUGUAGCAGGUUAUUGGAUUGGUGGAUUUGGUCUUGGAGAGGCCAUUGACGAGCGACCUGCUCUUCUACGUGCUAUUGUCGAUGUCUUGCCAGAUGAAAAGCCGCGCAUGAUCUGUGGUCUUGGACUCCCAGAGGAGAUCUUGCAGGGAAUUGCUGCUGGAAUUGAUCUUUUUGACUCCUCAUACAUCUAUACCCUCACACUUGGAGGAUUUGCGCUAACCUUUUCACUGGACAAGAAUGGGAAUCAAGAUAAUUUUCAGCCAAGUCAGAUGGGAAGUGACUCGAGUAAAAUUAAUUUGCGAGCGACAGUUUAUAGGAAAGACAUGUCCCCGAUUGUAGGAGACUGCACCUGUCAUACAUGCCAGAAUUAUACAAAAGCAUACAUCAAUCAUCUAUUAAAUACUCAUGAAAUGCUGGCACAAACUCUGCUAGAAAUGCACAAUACACACCACUAUCUUAGGUUCUUUCGUGUGAUAAGAGAAGCAAUCCAAGAGGGGAGGUUUGAGGAAUAUCGACAGACAUUCGUCGAAAGCAGGCGCGAGCAUUAUGAAAGGGUUGUGGACUCUGAAGAUGCAGGGUGGUUUGACAGAAUAUGGCAGUUAGUUCUAAAGUGCUGUAGGUUUGACUGACAUUAUUCUGGUGGGAACCUACUAUCUUUGAGUUCAUAGAAAUUUCAGAGUAAAAAUAGGGCAUAGAAAUUCUGACGUCUAUUACAUAGUCUACGUUAGGUUCAGACUAGAUUUUUUUUAUUUAUUUAAAAAUUAUAAGGUCAAAGUUUUGUAAGGGAGUUGCUAUUUUCACACUCCCCGUUUUUUCUUAAUACUCUCUUUGCCUACAUGUAUUUAUUUUUUCUUAUUCCUUUUUUGUUCAGUAUAUGUCUGGAUUGUUUCACUUUCAUUAUUGUCUCAAAAUUAAUUUCUGGAUCAAAAAAUGUGUUUCAAAUACUAGGAAAAUUAUUUUAUUUUUUGUUUUUAUCACCAGUAUCCGGUUCACUGGACCGCCUAAUCCAAUUCUAAGGUUAAUUCUGACAUCUUACUUACCAUGUCCAGCGCUAAUUACCACUGAACGUCUGGAUCAAAAGUUUGUUUUUGUAGGGUAAAAAAUUGCAAAUAAAUGUUAUAUAUAAACACGGGAGAGAAAAAUCACCAUCAUAACCUCUUGAAACUAUAGCAUCAAUAUAAACACCAGCUUCUCUAAGAAUGUUUAACAUAAACCAGCAAUAAGCAAUGAAUGAGCUUUAAAGAUAGCUUGACUCAAGGCUUAAUCUCGAGCCAACCUCUUAAAACCAUAGCAUCAACAUAAACAUCAGCUUC
Messenger RNA from Vicia villosa (hairy vetch), 2012 nucleotides. RefSeq lists its product as uncharacterized. The record is from RefSeq and is a predicted model, not a curated record. The transcript is spliced from 10 exons. Bases 84 to 1328 code for a protein of 414 amino acids. Gene Ontology annotation, molecular function: tRNA-guanosine(34) queuine transglycosylase activity. NCBI's taxonomy places the organism in Eukaryota, Viridiplantae, Streptophyta, Magnoliopsida, Fabales, Fabaceae.